GAUUUGGUAUCGACAGCAAACAUUGCAAGUUUGAUUGCUGAACUAGACGAAACACGUUAGGCUUGACAAAAUGUCGAAGGUGGAGGAAAAUGAAGAAACUCAGGUUACAGAAGAAAUAGAUGAUUUACAAAUGUCAAGAGGAGAAAAACCAGAACCAUGUGACUUCAAAUUCAACUUUACAAAAGCGAAAGAAAAGUUUGUCUUGGAUGAAGGAGGCAACAAAAUAAAGUUUGGUGAUAUCUACAAACACCAGAAAACGAUAGUCAUUUUCACAAGGCAUUUCCUGUGCUUUGUGUGCAAAGACUACAUUGAAGAUUUAGCCAAGGUUCCAUUAGAAUAUCUACAGGAAGCUGGUGUGAGAGUAGUUGUGAUUGGUCCUGCUCCUGACAAGUUUAUAAGUGCCUUCAAGAAAGAGACGGGGUAUAUGUAUACCAUGUACACAGAUCCAGACAGAGAACUUUAUAAAUUAUUGGGAAUGAAGAGCAACCCAGAGUAUGGAAAGAAUACUAAAAAUAAUAAACACCUCAAGCAUAACAUGAUAUCAGGAAUUCUAAGUAGUACAUGGAGGGCCAUGCAAAGCCAGGAAUAUCAGGGGGAUGUCCGACAGCAAGGGGCAGAGUAUAUCCUAGGACCAGGAGAUGAAGUCCACUUUAUGCAUCUUUGUGAAUGUACCACAGAUCAAACUCCUAUAAAUGACCUGCUACACCUGGCCGGGGUCAAACAAGUUAGUUUUCCUAAGGACAGACGAGUCAUUGAUGUGUAACUUGUGCUGCAACAUGUGCCUAUGUGUUCAAUUAAUGUAAUAUUCAUUAGGGGUGUAACGAUAAGAUAAAGUGUGUGAUGGUAUAUAUCAUGAUACCUAUGUAUUGAAAUAUUUCACUUUUCGUAAUUUAUUAAGUUAUGUGUCUCUGUCCAUAAAUGAAAAAUUCUCUGUCAUAGUGUGAAAAGAUAAAAGGUGAAGAUUUUUUUUUGUCAGUUCUCAAAUGCAUUAUGGAACAGUUAAUAAGUUCUGAACAGAUGAAAUCACUUUUAUUUAGUUACAGUACAUGAAAAAGAAAUAGCAUAAAUUGCUUUAAAUGAAAACAAAUUAUGGUACAUAGGUUUACAGUGUUGUCAAGGCAUAUAUAGUUUUUGUAUACAAAACAUUUUUGUAUUGCCUUUUUGAGUACAUUGUUACACCCCUAAUAUUUAUGUCCAGUUGUGUCAUAAUUUCAUUUGUUAAUCACUUGGACACUUUUUUUGUCACAUUUGUUAAAUUAAUGCAUUAUGACAUCAUCAGUUUUAUGCAAUCAAUGUGAUGCUCAAUUUUGUAUCAUUACAAAAGAUAGACAUUUAGUUUAGAUGCUUAUAUAAUGAACUCUUUCACAUUUUUCUCUGUGAAUUUUUGUAAGGACUUCCACCUGAAAGGCUGAAAACGGAUGAACAAUAUUGUGAUUUCCUAUUUAUACAUGUAUGUCAGGAUGUAUAUAUGUGUACAGUGUUUAUUUAUACCAUACUUAAUAUCAUGUCAAGGUGUAUGAAUUUAUGCUAUAUUUACAAUUUUAUCAGGAAUCUUUAACUUAAUUAAUGCAUUUAUUUCUAUACCUUUGUUAAGUUUUGCUUUAUACAUGUACAUGGUUAAUAUUCUGAGUUUAAUUUCUGUUGACAGUGAUUUGAAAUGUGAUGCCUAUAAUUAUGGUUAUACAUAAUUGUAUUUUCUGCAGACUUCUUUCAGAGUAUUAUAUUAAUACCAAUUGCAUUUUUAUGUUGUUUUUUCUUCUUUUUGAAAGACUCUGAAUGUAUACCUCAUUAUUUAAUGAACAUUUAAUUAUGCCGUUUCUUAUAUAAGCAUUUGAAAAAGGUAUGUCAUGCCAAUAUAUAUCUAUAGUUAUAUAUUAGAUAAAUCUUUUAAUAUUAAUGGAAUUACAAUUGAAGCCCAAUUUGGAAGCAAAUUCCUGAUUUUAUUAAGAAUAAGUAUUUAUUAACAUUCAACAGGCCUUUUAUCUCUACAGUUGUGAAACGUCUCUAUUCUAUCUCUCAGUUGUCUAGUAUCUGUAUUCUGCCUCUACUAUUGUGAAUUAUUUUUAUUCAAUCUCUACAAUUAUAAGGUAUUAUUAUUCAGUCUGUACUAUUGUAAAGUAUUAUUAUUCAAACUCUGCAGUAACGAAGUAUCUAUACUCCAUUAACUUGUAAAAUAUGACAUUCUUUAAGAAAUCCAUUUUCAUAUAUUAUCCAUCCACUGUGUUAUUUUGCAUGAUUAUAUUUUAUGAUGCAACUGUGUUAAAUGAAUAAAUAUUUAUG
Messenger RNA from Saccostrea cuccullata (small rock oyster), 2280 nucleotides. RefSeq names its product peroxiredoxin-like 2C. Bases 71 to 763 code for a protein of 230 amino acids. The transcript is spliced from 7 exons. NCBI's taxonomy places the organism in Eukaryota, Metazoa, Mollusca, Bivalvia, Ostreida, Ostreidae. The record is from RefSeq and is a predicted model, not a curated record.